AUGGCGGGGGCCUGGCUCAGGUGGGGGCUCCUGCUCUGGGCAGGGCUGCUCGCGUCGUCCGUGCACGGCCGGGUGCGGAGGAUCACGUACGUGGUGCGCCCGGGCCCCGGCCUGGCGGCGGGCGCCUUGCCCCUGGGCGGGCCCCCGCGCCCGCGGACCUUCAACGUCGCGCUCAACGCCAGGUACAGCCGCAGCUCGGCGGCCGUCGGCGCCCCCAGCCGCGCCUCCCCAGGGUCCCCCUCGGAGCGGACCCGGCGCACUAGCAAGCCGGGCAGCGGGGCCCUGCAGGGGCUCCGGCCGCCACCGCCGCCGGAGCCGGCGCGUCCCGGGGGCCCCAGCGGGCAGCUCCACCCCAAGCCCGGCGGUCACCCGGCGGCCGCCGCGUUCGUCAAACAAGGCAGGCAAGUCGUGCGCUCCAAAGUGCCGCAGGAGACCCAGAGCGGCGGGGGCUCCAGGCUGCAGGUUCACCAGAAGCAGCAGCUGCAGGGGGUCAAUGUCUGUGGAGGGCAGUGCUGUCAUGGCUGGAGUAAGGCCCCUGGCUCCCAGAGGUGCACCAAACCAAGCUGUGUUCCACCGUGCCAGAAUGGAGGGAUGUGUCUCCGGCCUCAACUCUGUGUGUGUAAACCGGGCACCAAGGGCAAAGCCUGUGAGACAACAGCUGCCCAGGAUACCUCGUCGCCAGUCUUUGUAGGGCAGAAUCCUGGGGCUGCCUCCUCCUGGGUCCCUCCUGAGCAAGCAGCAAAGCACACUUCAUCUAAGAAGGCAGACACUCUACCAAGAGUCAGUCCUGUGGCCCAGAUGACCUUGACCCUCAAGCCGAAGCCUUCGGUUGGACUCUCCCAGCAGAUACAUCCUCAAGUGACACCCCUUUCCUCACAGAAUGUGAGGAUACAUCGUGGCCAGACCCAGGAAUAUGUGCUCCAGCCCAAGUACUUUCCAGCCCAGAAGGUGGUUUCAGGAGAGCAGUCCACCGAAGGUUCCUUCCCUUUAAGAUACAGGCAGGAUCAAGUUGCAGCGCCUUUUCAGCUGAGUAACCACACUGGCCGCAUCAAGGUGGUCUUUACUCCGAGCAUCUGUAGAGUGACCUGCACCAAGGGCAGCUGUCAGAACAGCUGUGAGAAGGGGAACACCACCACUCUCAUUAGUGAGAAUGGUCAUGCCGCCGACACCCUGACGGCCACGAACUUCCGAGUGGUAAUUUGCCAUCUUCCAUGUAUGAAUGGUGGCCAGUGCAGUUCAAGGGACAAAUGUCAGUGCCCUCCAAAUUUCACAGGAAAGCUUUGUCAGAUCCCAGUCCAUGGUGCCAGCGUGCCUAAACUUUAUCAGCAUUCCCAGCAGCCAGGCAAGGCACUGGGGACACAAGUCGUCCAUUCUACACAUACCUUGCCUCUGACCAUGACUAGCCAGCAGGGGGUCAAAGUGAAAUUUCCUCCCAACAUAGUCAAUAUCCAUGUGAAACAUCCUCCUGAGGCAUCAGUCCAGAUACAUCAGGUUUCAAGAAUUGAUGGCCCAACAGGCCAGAAGGUAAAAGAAGCUCAACCAGGCCAAUCCCAAAUCUCUUACCAAGGGCUUCCUGUCCAGAAGACCCAGACUGUGCAUUCCACGUACUCCCAGCAGCAGGUCAUUCCUCAUGUCUAUCCUGUGGCUGCCAAGACGCAGCUUGGCCGGUGCUUCCAGGAAACCAUUGGGUCACAGUGCGGCAAAGCGCUCCCUGGCCUUUCAAAGCAAGAGGACUGCUGUGGAACCGUGGGUACCUCCUGGGGCUUUAACAAAUGCCAGAAAUGCCCCAAGAAGCCAUCCUAUCAUGGAUAUAACCAAAUGAUGGAAUGCCUACAAGGUUAUAAGCGGGUCAACAACACCUUUUGUCAAGAUAUUAAUGAAUGCCAACUACAAGGUGUGUGCCCUAAUGGUGAGUGUUUGAAUACCAUGGGCAGCUAUAGAUGUACCUGCAAAAUGGGAUUUGGGCCGGAUCCUACCUUUUCAAGUUGCAUUCCGGAUCCCCCUGUGAUCUCGGAAGAGAAAGGGCCCUGUUACCGACUUGUCAGUUCCGGAAGGCAGUGUAUGCACCCUCUGUCUGUUCACCUCACCAAGCAGCUCUGCUGUUGUAGCGUGGGCAAGGCCUGGGGCCCGCACUGUGAGAAAUGUCCCCUUCCAGGCACAGCUGCUUUUAAGGAAAUCUGUCCUGGUGGAAUGGGUUAUACGGUUUCUGGCGUUCAUAGACGCAGGCCAAUCCAUCACCAUGUAGGUAAAGGACCUGUAUUUGUCAAGCCAAAGAACACUCAACCUGUUGCUAAAAGUACUCAUCCUCCACCUCUCCCAGCCAAGGAAGAGCCAGUGGAGGCCCUGACCUUCUCCCGGGAACACGGGCCAGGAGUGGCGGAGCCAGAAGAUAUUGAUGAAUGUACUCAGGUCCAACACCUCUGCUCCCAGGGACGCUGUGAAAACACUGAGGGAAGUUUCUUGUGUAUUUGCCCAGCGGGAUUUAUGGCCAGUGAGGAGGGUACUAGCUGCAUAGACGUUGAUGAGUGCCUGAGGCCGGAUGUGUGUGGGGAAGGGCACUGCAUCAACACGGAGGGGGCCUUCCGGUGUGAAUACUGCGACAGUGGGUACCGCAUGACCCGCGGAGGCCGUUGUGAGGAUAUUGAUGAAUGUUUGACCCCAACUACUUGUCCAGAUGAGCAGUGUGUGAAUUCUCCUGGAUCUUACCAGUGUGUUCCCUGCACAGAAGGAUUCCGAGGCUGGAAUGGACAGUGCCUUGAUGUGGACGAGUGCCUGGAACCAAACGUCUGCACAAAUGGUACUUGUUCCAACCUUGAAGGCUCCUACAUGUGUUCAUGCCACAAGGGCUAUAACCCGACUCCAGACCACAAGCACUGUAAAGAUAUUGAUGAAUGUCAGCAAGGGAACCUGUGCAUAAAUGGGCAGUGCAAAAAUACUGAGGGCUCCUUCAGGUGCACCUGUGGGCAGGGGUACCAGCUGUCGGCAGCUAAAGACCAGUGCGAAGAUAUCGAUGAAUGCCAGCACCGUCAUCUCUGCACUCACGGGCAGUGCAGGAACACAGAGGGCUCUUUCCAGUGUGUGUGUGACCAGGGUUACAGAGCAUCCGCGCUUGGAGACUACUGUGAAGACAUCAACGAAUGCUUGGAGGACAAUAGUGUUUGCCAGAGAGGAGACUGCAUUAAUACUGAAGGCUCGUAUGAUUGUACCUGUCCAGAUGGAUUCCAGCUAAAUGACAAUAAAGGAUGUCAAGAUAUUAAUGAAUGUGAACAGCCAGGGCUCUGUGGUCCUCAUGGGGAAUGUCUAAACACAGACGGUUCUUUUCACUGUGUCUGCGAACAGGGUUUCUCACUCUCUGCAGAUGGCCGUACGUGUGAAGAUAUUGAUGAAUGUGUAAACAACACUGUUUGUGACAGUCACGGGUUUUGUGACAAUACAGCUGGCUCCUUCCGCUGCCUCUGUUAUCAGGGCUUUCAAGCCCCACAGGAUGGGCAAGGGUGUGUGGAUGUGAACGAAUGUGAACUGCUCAGUGGGGUGUGUGGUGAAGCCUUCUGUGAGAAUGUGGAAGGGUCCUUCCUGUGCGUGUGCACUGACGAAAACCAGGAGUACAGCCCCAUGACUGGGCAGUGCCGCUCCCGGGCCUCUGGAGACGUUGAUCAACCCAGAGAAGAAAAGAAAGAGUGCUACUAUAAUCUAAACGACGCCAGUCUCUGCGACAACGUGCUGGCCCCCAAUGUCACCAAACAAGAAUGCUGCUGCACCUCAGGCGCCGGGUGGGGGGACAACUGCGAGAUCUUCCCCUGCCCGGUCUUGGGGACCGCUGAGUUCACUGAAAUGUGUCCUAGAGGGAAAGGUUUUGUCCCUGCUGGAGAAGCUUCUUACGAAACUGGUGAAGAGAACUACAAAGAUGCAGAUGAAUGCUUACUUUUUGGACAAGAAAUUUGCAAAAAUGGUUUCUGUUUGAACACUCAGCCUGGUUAUGAAUGCUACUGUAAGCAAGGGACAUACUACGAUCCUGUCAAAUUGCAGUGUUUUGAUAUGGAUGAAUGUCAAGACCCCAAUAGUUGUAUUGAUGGCCAGUGUGUUAAUACAGAAGGCUCUUACAACUGCUUCUGUACCCAUCCAAUGGUCCUGGAUGCUUCAGAGAAAAGAUGUAUACGACCAGCUGAAUCAAAUGAACAAAUUGAAGAAACUGAUGUCUACCAAGAUCUGUGCUGGGAACAUCUGAGUGAUGAGUAUGUGUGCAGCCGGCCUCUUGUGGGCAAGCAGACGACGUACACUGAGUGCUGCUGUUUGUACGGAGAGGCCUGGGGCAUGCAGUGUGCCCUCUGCCCCAUGAAAGAUUCGGACGACUACGCCCAGCUGUGCAACAUCCCGGUGGCGGGACGCCGGCGGCCGUACGGACGGGAUGCGUUGGUGGACUUCAGUGAACAGUACGCGCCGGAAGCUGAUCCCUACUUCGUCCAGGACCGUUUUUUAAAUAGCUUUGAGGAGUUACAGUUUGGCUUUACUGCAGAUGUGAAUGAAUGCGAUGAGUUGAACAACCGGAUGUCUCUCUGCAAGAACGCCAAGUGCAUUAACACCGAAGGUUCCUACAAGUGUUUGUGUCUGCCAGGCUAUGUACCUUCCGACAAGCCCAACUACUGCACUCCAUUGAAUACCGCCUUGAAUUUAGAAAAAGACAGUGACCUGGAGUGAAAGAGAAUCUACAUAACCCAAGCCCAUAUACUCUGCACUGUGUAAAGGAAAAGGGAGAAGUGUAUCAUACUUGAGACAUUGUACCAAACCCAGAGUGUUGCAAAUACGGAAACAGCAUGGAGUCGCGUGUCCUCUGAAGACGGAGAAAGGAUUUAGGAUGAGACUGACUGGUGUGACAGACCAAAAUGGACAUUUCUCUAAAAAACCGGUAUAUAUAGUCUGUUCAUAUGUAAAAUUCAGUGGAAAAGAGGUGGAACAGUGCUGUUAUUUUAAACAGAAGGUUGUAUUAUUAUGUUGUUUUGUUUUUUUUACUAUUGCUUGAUUAAAUUUGGCAUUUAAAUAGUGGU
Propithecus coquereli (Coquerel's sifaka) is the source of this 5042-nucleotide messenger RNA. RefSeq names its product latent transforming growth factor beta binding protein 1 (gene LTBP1). The transcript has 30 exons. NCBI's taxonomy places the organism in Eukaryota, Metazoa, Chordata, Mammalia, Primates, Indriidae. Gene Ontology annotation, molecular function: calcium ion binding. Bases 1 to 4695 code for a protein of 1564 amino acids. The record is from RefSeq and is a predicted model, not a curated record.